CGAGAUAAGUGUGAGACUUGAAUUUUAUAAUAAACCCCGCAUGUCUGCUUAGAUCAGCAACGUUGUGGGGUUGGACCUUAAAACGCCUCGCUGGCUUGUACUUGGCUCAAACUUGGCUUGCACGAAAGUUUUACUGAGUCUGAAUUCAACCGAGCCUCGGACGUGUCUGGACAAGCUCUCCCCCUUUUUAAAACCAUGUUCACUCAAUUUCAAAGUGUGGUCUUGGUAGAAAAGCAAUGUCUUGGCUCCCAGUUCCUCCUGCUCCGUUUCUCUUCCUUUCUCUGUUGAAAACAGAGCGUCCCAGGCUAUUCGCAGAAGCCUUGGUCAUUAACUGCUGCAUUUCAAAUUUUUGCCUCAUAUCUGGCAUCAGUCUAUCAAGGACAGAUCUGCCUGACGCAGAGCUAAUCAACGCGCCUUUUAUCUAUUAAAUGGAACGGCGUUUAGUUGUAGACAGCACAACCUCGGAGAAGUAUAUGCGAAUAGCAUCCAUCUCCAUCGCAUUUUACGAUUACGUUCUCACCCUCCCCGCAGAAUGGCGCUUUUACCGAAGCCAAUCGUCAUUUUUUCAUAUAAGCAUUGCCUGCGCCCUAUUUAUUCUCAUACGCUAUUUUAGUAUAUUGGCCAUAGUACUCAGCAAUUACGGAUACUUCUCCACCGCCUUUACCCUCCAAACAUGUCAACAGUACUAUCUUGUGGCACCUAUCUUCAAAGCCAUACAAACUAUGAUAUCGCAGGUCAUCCUAGGUGUCAGGACAUUCAAUAUUGCAAGAAGAGAUAGGCGGAUAGGAAUCGCACUAUUGCUGCUAUAUCUAUUCGCAAUUGCGGCGGAGUGGUUUGCCGAUCUAUUUCAUCGCACCCCUGUUAUGGUUGAUGUACGUCAUUGCACCUCAGCAAAUGCUGGCAGAGUAUUGUCAACCUGGUUCUACUACCUCGCUGUGAUGAUUUAUGACAUCGUGAUGGUGACGGUAUCUACCAUGCAUCUUCUGCGUUAUAAUCCUCUUAGUAGCAGAGUAGAACGGCUGAUACGGGUCUUGAUCUAUGAUGGCAUUGGAUAUUUCAUCGUGUUGUCCGCGGCGAAUGUAUUGAACCUCAUCCUAUAUCAUACGACCGAUAUAGAGACCCAGUCCGCAGGGGCAUCAAUAGGUUAUGCUGUAACGUGGAUCAUGAGCCAACGGAUCCUCAUCAAUAUACGAGAGCCUAAUACCCAACGCUUGGAAAACGUGAUCGUCGCGCGUAACACAAAUUCCGCGCAGAAAAAAGUGAUGUCCGGUCUCCGCUCACAGUUCGAGUCCAAGAGCCACUCCAAAGGCUCUAAAACCCCCAUCGAUGCAGAGUUCGGGCCCGCAUCUCCUCAUAGUGGGCAUGCUGACGACAUGGAGCUCGGUGUACGCGUACGCGUCGAGCGCUCGGUGGUGGUCGACUACAUGGAUGAAUCUGAGCAUUCGAGUUCGUGGGGGCCACCGAGGGCAAAAUGAUUCUGAGGCACUGACGGCCUAAGAAUCAUAACAAAGAUGGAAUGAUUAUUUGCUACGGGAGAGUACCCAACAUACGAUAUUAAUAACGUAUAUAUACCCACCCAGUGCUACUAUCUCAAUCUCAGAGCUUUUCACCACUCAGGUUGUUCCCC
Suillus clintonianus is the source of this 1627-nucleotide messenger RNA. RefSeq lists its product as uncharacterized. The record is from RefSeq and is a predicted model, not a curated record. The transcript is spliced from 15 exons. NCBI's taxonomy places the organism in Eukaryota, Fungi, Basidiomycota, Agaricomycetes, Boletales, Suillaceae. Bases 429 to 1475 code for a protein of 348 amino acids.